Messenger RNA from Thlaspi arvense, 699 nucleotides. Lineage: Eukaryota; Viridiplantae; Streptophyta; Magnoliopsida; Brassicales; Brassicaceae. The record is from the annotation of a GenBank genome assembly.
AUGGCUGGGUUGCUGAGGGACAAAGAUGGAGUGCCUCAACUGGAAAAAGUGGCACAGAAAAUGAAGGAUGAUGGGGUUGCGCCUAACGCGGACACAUACAACAUCCAGAUCCGAAGACUCGUUAAACUUAACGAAAAUAGCAGAGCAGCUGACGUCGUCAUCCGCAUGAGAGCAGAUGGUUUUCACGGAGAUUAUGCCACCAUAAUGACGAUUUUCCAUACCGAUACGCUAGAUAAAAAGACGCUUGACGAAAGCUUUCGGAAUAUGGUCCUAGAUAGCUUCAGUGGUAACUUUCGGAAAUUGUUUCCAUCUGGUGAAAAGACGUUUGACGAAAGCUUUCGGAAUCGGUUUCAAUUCCGAGUCCCUGAAUACGAGUAUGUUUUCUCGACCAUGAACCAGAGCUAUAGAGUUGCUCUUAACAGUGAUUUGCUUUCUUCUGUUAAACUAUUUCGGAAGAUACUUGAUGUGGUUGCUUUAAAGACUCCAAAGCUCCGGGGACAAGCUUGGGUUGCGUUUACUGAAGUUACUGCUGCUAGUAAUGCUGUUCCUCAUAUGCAGAAUUUCCCCUUCCAUGAUAAAGCAAUGGUCAUGAUAAACCACAAAGAGAUUCAAUGGAGAGGUCUUCCUCGGACAAGCUUAAGCGACAUUGAAGAAUUAAAGGUUUUCAACCCAACUUUCUGGGUUCCAAAGCUCGUUUGA